CGCUACAGGAAGCAGCACAGGGUGGCCGCCUGCAACACAUUACCAUUUUAACGCAUCCUCUCUGAGAGUUGUACAGCAGUGAUGCCUGAAGAAACUUGAAACAGCAGUACAGUUUGUCACUAACUUGUUUUUGUUUUUUUUCUCCCUAUACGUUUGGAUGAUACUUUUAUAUCCCCUCCUUGUUAUCAGCUGACAAAAAUGACAAUCAGGACGAUGCAACAAGUUCUGUCGAUCAUACAGUACAAUUGCAUUCGUUGAGGAGGAAGACUACAGAUUUGCAAACCUUCACCUGCUCACGUGGGAAGACGCUUUCUUUCUCAAGUUUCCCCCAAAAGAACCUCGUGUUCAGAAAGUUUACUGCAGUUCGCUGCCCUGCCAACGGAGUCUGCUCUGACCAACAUCCAUCCUAAAGGACCACAGAGAUGUCAUCUCCACGUAGCUGCUUCAAGAUGAAAUGUGAGAACCUGAUCACCUACCUGAGGAUUAUUGGGACAACACUGUUUGGUGUCUCGCUGCUAGUGGGAAUCUCGACUGCCUACAUCAUGGGCUAUCAGUUCUUCACGACGACAGGCAAUUACCUGUCCUUUGGUCUUUACGGAGCCAUUUUGGUCAUUCACCUCAUCAUCCAGAGUUUGUUUGCUCUGCUAGAACACAGAAACAUGCGGCGGUCCAUGGAGACACCAAUCAAACUGAACAAAUCACUGGCACUUUGCAUCGCCGCCUACCAGGAAGACCCCGUUUACUUGAGAAAGUGUUUGAUAUCAGUUAAGAGGCUGACUUAUCCCAACAUCAAGGUCAUUAUGGUGAUUGACGGGAAUAACGAAGAUGACAUCUACAUGAUGGACAUCUUUAGGGACAUCAUGGGCAGGGAAAAGGCAGCCACCUAUAUCUGGAAAAAUAACUACCACCAACUUGGGCCGGAUGAGACCGAGGAGUCAUACAAAGAGAGCCUGCAGCAAGUCUCUCAGCUGGUACUGAACAAUAAGUGUGUGUGCAUAAUGCAGAAGUGGGGAGGAAAGAGGGAAGUCAUGUACACAGCCUUCAAAGCCUUGGGGAAGAGUGUCGACUAUGUGCAGGUGUGUGACUCAGACACCAUGCUGGAUCCUGCCUGUUCAGUGGAGAUGGCGAAAGUUUUAGAGGAAGACCCGAUGGUGGGGGGAGUUGGUGGAGAUGUACAGAUUCUGAACAAAUAUGAAUCAUGGGUGUCCUUCCUGAGCAGCGUGCGCUACUGGAUGGCGUUUAACAUCGAGCGAGCCUGCCAGUCCUACUUCGGCUGCGUGCAGUGUAUCAGCGGGCCUCUGGGAAUGUACAGGAACUCUCUCCUCCAUGAGUUUCUGGAGGACUGGUACAAUCAGACGUUCAUGGGCAGCCACUGCAGCUUCGGUGAUGACCGACAUCUCACGAAUCGCGUGCUCAGCCUCGGCUAUGCUACUAAAUACACCGCGCGCUCCAAGUGCCUGACCGAGACUCCCAUCACAUACCUGCGCUGGCUCAAUCAGCAGACUCGCUGGAGCAAGUCAUACUUCCGAGAGUGGCUCUACAACUCCAUGUGGUUCUACAAGCACCAUCUGUGGAUGACCUACGAGGCUGUCAUAACUGGCUUCUUCCCUUUCUUUCUCAUUGCCACGGCCAUCCAGCUCUUCUACCACGGUCGCAUCUGGAACAUUCUUCUCUUUCUACUGAUUGUGCAGACCGUGGCGCUCAUCAAGUCCUCAUUUGCCAGCUGUUUACGAGGCAACAUCGUCAUGGUCUUCAUGUCCUUCUACUCAGUGUUAUACAUGUCCAGUCUUCUACCGGCAAAGAUGUUUGCCAUAGCCACGAUAAACAAAUCUGGCUGGGGUACUUCGGGAAGGAAGACGAUAGUCACCAACUUCAUUGGCCUGGUCCCCAUCUCAAUCUGGUUCACAAUCCUAUUUAUCGGUAUCCUGUAUACGAUUGCCCAAGAGACGCGAAAGCCUUUUCCAAAUUCUGAGAAGAUAGUCUUAAUAAUAGGUGCAAUAGUGUAUGCCAGCUACUGGGCCGUGUUUUUGACUUUGUACAUGGUUCUUAUAGCAAAGUGUGGCAAAAGGAAGAAAGAUCAGCAGUAUGACAUGGUGCUUGAUGUCUGAUGUCCCUCACUGUGUUCACCCUGCCCUCUAAAAGUUUACAUUGUGAACAGACUGCUCUGCUAUUGCUUCUCCACAGGUGAUUAAAAUGAUGACUCCAUCAAAGAGAGCUACUAUUGCUGCUGUGACUUGACACUAAAGGACAUUUCCUUGGAAAUGAAUAAGAAAACACCAAAAAAAAAAAAAAAAACCUGAAACGAGGUUCAAACAGAUGAUUUUUGGACUGUUCAUUUUAUACUUCUCUUCUUCACAAAAAACCACCAACUAAACUUUCUUUUCCUUUUUUAUCCAAGAAAUCGAUGUUUAUUUCCUAUGCACUUUUAUAUCUUCUUCUCUUUCUUCAAACAUAAUGCUUGACAAAGAACUCAAUGAACAAAUACCUCAGUGGUUAUGUUUGCAUUGUGUGAUUGACUGGGAUACAGUCAAGGCUCAUUCUUUUUUUUUUUUAUAAUUUAUUGUCUUUUUUUUUUUAACCUUGUUUUAUACGUAAAUAUAAAUGUAAACGUUUUUAAUGAAGGCCAAACACAAUGUCUUGGUCAUGCUGUAUUUUCUAUUUGCAUAUUGUAUUUCUUUUCCUUUUUAUAUAGACAAGUUUAUUUUUUCUUAGCCAUGAAAGAUUCUUUAUUUUCAGUCAUGAAUAUAUGAGAAAAUGCAGUGUGCAUUUAACUGUUAUUACAAUGACUUGUGCAUCCGACCAAAAAAAUGUGAAGCUGGCUUUCGUGUUUGCAUUGAUGUCAGUACAAUGCAAUUCAAGCAACAAGUGAUUUUUGAGGAAGAAGACUAACCUGUGUUAUUGAAUUGAAAAAGUAUUACCUGACAAGAAAACCAGCAUAUUUAUAGAAACACUCUGUGGUUCAUUGUUUUUGUACCUGAUUUAUUGUAUUUUUGUACAUAUAUUAUAUUUGGCCUGUCAACUGUUAUGAAGACUGAUCAGCAAUGUAUCACAUUUGAAAGUAUUUGCACACAGAUAUUCACACAUGGAGUUCUAAACAUGUCCAAAAUCAAAUGCCGUGAUUCUACUUUGUACUUCGGGUAGCAUCAUGACUUUUUUUCUACAAUGUGAUGUGUUUAUUAUUUAUGAUUUAAAUGAGCCUAUUGACAAGUAUCUAAUAAUGCUGAUGCUGAUAUAAGACGUAUGAAAUACUAGAUGUGAUGUCAAAUGAACUGGCCUGUGAACCCAAUUGCAGGCAUGUUACAACUCUUUCUAAUCUCAAGAGGAAAUCAAUCAACUGAAGGCUGGAAUUCAAAAUUGACUAUGAAAGUAUUUUCUUGCAAUCUAAUUAUGCCAAAUGUUAUGUAGGCAGUAUUAUUAUUAAGCACUUUUUGUGUUUGUGCCAAAUUGAAAAAACUUGUUUCCUACCAUUCAUACAUAGUGUUUUUUGUUUG
Molecule: messenger RNA, 3491 nt
Organism: Clarias gariepinus (North African catfish)
Lineage: Eukaryota; Metazoa; Chordata; Actinopteri; Siluriformes; Clariidae
Gene: has2
Product: hyaluronan synthase 2
Exons: 4
Coding region: 423-2108 (561 amino acids)
Biological process (GO): extracellular matrix assembly; hyaluronan biosynthetic process
Molecular function (GO): hyaluronan synthase activity
Source: RefSeq, a predicted model, not a curated record